This is a messenger RNA of Osmerus eperlanus (European smelt), 2498 nucleotides long. RefSeq names its product calcium-activated potassium channel subunit alpha-1-like. Bases 1 to 2457 code for a protein of 818 amino acids. Gene Ontology annotation, molecular function: large conductance calcium-activated potassium channel activity. The record is from RefSeq and is a predicted model, not a curated record. NCBI's taxonomy places the organism in Eukaryota, Metazoa, Chordata, Actinopteri, Osmeriformes, Osmeridae. Gene Ontology annotation, cellular component: postsynaptic membrane. Gene Ontology annotation, biological process: potassium ion transmembrane transport. The transcript is spliced from 21 exons.
AUGGAACGAAAGACCUUAACAUCUGUGAAGCUGUGUCGGCUGGGAGCUGUCCUCGUGGGAACCCUGUUUUUUUACGCCGGCCUCAUCCAUCUGGUGGAGAGCUCUGGGGACCCCUGGCUUGAGAACUCCAACGCCUCGAGCCGUCCAUACUUCCUGUUUGUGUACUUCCUAACAGUGACCAUGUCCACGGUGGGCUAUGGCGACGUCCUAGUCUACACCGCGUCAGGACAAUUUUUAAUCACCGUGUUCAUCUUCAUCUACCUGGCGAUGUUUGCAAGCUUCAUUCCCCAGGUGAAGGAGAUCCUAGCAAACAGAAAGCGCUUCAAUGGGGAAUACUCCGUUGUCUUGGGGAAAUCGCAUGUGGUUGUAUGUGGACAUCUUUCCCUGAGCAACAUUGAGCCGUUUGUGAGGGAGUUCUUCCAUGACGACCGGGGAGAGGUUAACACCGACCUCCUCUUCCUGGGGGACUUUUGCCCUGACGCUACGCUGGAGGAUUUUUUUGUGAGUCUCUCUGGGCAAAUCAACUUUUAUCAGGGCUUGGUGAAGACCAGACAGGACCAGGAGAGAGUCAAGAUGCGCGACGCGGCCGCCUGUGUGAUCCUCUGUGACCGCUUUGCUGCCGACCCAGAUGCACAGGACUCGGACACACUGAUGAAUGUGAUCACCGUCAAGACCUAUCAUCCCAAAACCAGGGUGAUCGUCCAAAUGUUGAAGCCCAGCAGCAAGGUCCUGGUGCAGAAGAUUCCGGACUGGGACUGGAAUUCUGGCGAUGCAGCGUUGUGUCCCAUGGAGCUGAAGCUGGGGUUCAUGGCGCAGAGUUGUCGUGUGCCAGGACUGUCCAGCUUGCUCGCAAAUCUGUUCACAAUGCAGAGUGAGGUGGAACAGAAGGGAGACUCGUGGAAGAACUUCUACAGAGAGGGCAUGUACAAUGAGAUCUACACAGAGCACCUCUCCUGGCCUUUUAGAGGCAUGUCCUUCGCCCAAGCCAGCAAGCUCUGCUUCCUGAAGCUGGGCCUGCUGCUCAUCGGCAUAGCAACCUACAGCGAAGACAACGAGAUGAGUGUUCUGGUGAAUCCUCCGGACUGCAUCAAAAUCAAACGGGGGACUCUGGGCUUCCUGGUGGCCAGCGAUGCAAGCGAUGCCAGGAGGGCCAGCAUCUACUGUGAGAGGUGUCACAGCCGGGUUAGAAGGCUGUGCAGGAUGAGACCGUGCGAGUGUCCUGAGUUUGAUGAGGACGGCUCUCUAACCUCUGCCAUGAAUUUACGACGCCCAUCUCUGGGAGUACUUCCGGUCAUUUCUGAUCUCGUGGAGAACGGUGACUGGACCAAGGAGAUGGAGCUGGAGGGUCAGGUGACGCUCGACUCCACCGGAAUGUUCCACUGGUGUCCCCCUGUCUCCCUGGAAGCUGUUACCCUGACCAGACACAGUGCCAUUGCCCUGGCCCUCCAGAAGCACGUGGUGGCCUGUGUGUUUGGGGACCGUGGCUCCAGACUGCAGAGCCUGCGGGCCUUCAUGAUGCCUCUGAGAGCCAGCAGCCUGACCAGCCCUGAACUGCCCACCGUGAUCUUCCUGGGGGACAGAGACUACUUCCUGAGGGAGUGGCACGACAUCCACUACUUCCCUAACAUCUAUUUCCUGCCUGGCUCUCCUCUGUGUCUAGACGACCUGCUUGCGGUGGGGGUGACCCGCUGUUCGCGAACGGUGAUCCUGACCUCGACGGGAUCCACCGAGGACACCCAGACGCUCCUGUCCUGCUUCACACUCGACAGCCUCAGCCUGCAGACCGAGGCCCCAACCACACUCAGCCCCUCCAGCAACACCCAGGGACUCGACCCACAAAACACAACCGGACACUCCGUCCCUCUGCUGGCGGAACUGGGUAACACCUUGAACGUGAAGCUUAUGAAUGACACGGACGGUCUGGAGGAGGAAGACAGUUUCCCGCUGACGGAGGACUUCUCCGUAGGCAAGGUGUUCUCUGUGGACGUGCUGGACUCGCUCAUGGCCGCCACAUACUUCAACUCCAACGUUCCCUUGCUGGUGUCAACACUGGUGACGGGCGGGGACACGCCCCUCCUGGAGGCCCAGUUCGUCAGGGACAACAAGCUGAAAGGAGGGGUCAUGACUCCGCAGCUCUGGGCCCUGCGCCGGAGGUCCAAACUGGCCCAGCUGGCCCUGCAGGAGCAGCCCCUCUGUCACCUACAGUGUGUGUUGUACAGGGAUCUGUUUGUCCAGGCUCUGGACUCUCUGGAGAUCCUGUGUUUCGGCCUGUACCGUCUCGUAGACCCUCCCAACCGCUUCAUGAAGAGGUUUGUGAUCACCAACCCUCGAAGUGACCUCCCUCUGCUGGCCUCAGACCAGGUCUUCUGCUCCGUCCCCUUCCAUCAGUCCCACCUGCUGACCCAGUCACCCCCUCUGAACCUUCACCAGACCCCACACGACUCCAGCAUCCUCUGAACCUCCUUCACCAGACCCCACACGACUCCAGCACCCUCUGA